CAACGAAUCAUUUCUGCAAAUGAAGUAUGGAAAAACUUACAAAGUCAAUAUGAGAUUUAUUCAACAUUAGAAUCAUCUGACGAUGGAGAUGAUUUUACAAAAAGCACACCAAAGAAACAAUCAUCAAAGCAUUUGGUUAAAUAUUAA
Funneliformis caledonium is the source of this 147-nucleotide messenger RNA. The record is from the annotation of a GenBank genome assembly. Lineage: Eukaryota; Fungi; Glomeromycota; Glomeromycetes; Glomerales; Glomeraceae.